Osmerus eperlanus (European smelt) is the source of this 2170-nucleotide messenger RNA. RefSeq names its product thromboxane A synthase 1 (platelet) (gene tbxas1). Bases 19 to 1212 code for a protein of 397 amino acids. The transcript is spliced from 9 exons. NCBI's taxonomy places the organism in Eukaryota, Metazoa, Chordata, Actinopteri, Osmeriformes, Osmeridae. Gene Ontology annotation, molecular function: oxidoreductase activity, acting on paired donors, with incorporation or reduction of molecular oxygen; heme binding; steroid hydroxylase activity. The record is from RefSeq and is a predicted model, not a curated record.
GAUGAGAUUGACAGGGAGAUGGUUCCUCUCAUCAACACAGCCACAGAGUCCUUGCUGAGGAACCUGGAGGACCAUGCAGAAUCAGGGGAGAGCUUCGACAUCCACAGGUGUUUUGGCUGCUUCACCAUGGACGUGAUUGCCAGUGUAGCCUUCGGUACCCAGGUGGACUCCCAGAACGACCCGGAAGACCCCUUUGUCCACCACGCCCAGAAGUUCUUCUCCUUUUCCUUCUUCAGACCCAUCAUGUUCGUGUUCAUUGCCUUCCCGUUCCUCAUCGCCCCCCUGGCCAACCUCAUCCCCAACAAGAGGAGGGAUGACAUGAACAGCUUCUUCAUCAGCUGCAUCCAGAAGAUCAUCAGACAGAGAGAGGAGAUGCCCCCUGAGCAGCGCCGGCGCGACUUCCUCCAGCUAAUGCUGGACUCACGGAGCAGCAAGGAGUGCGUGUCCCUGGAACACUUCGACGUGGUGAACCACGCAGACGAGGUGCCGCACACACACCAGGAGGGCGGCCAGGACGCUCCCAGAAGGCCUCAGGGCCAGAAGAGGGUGAUGACUGAGGAUGAGAUUGUGGGCCAGGCGUUCAUCUUCCUGCUGGCCGGGUACGAGACCAGCAGCAACACGCUGGCGUUUGUCUGCUACCUGCUGGCCAUCCACCCUGACUGCCAGCGCAGGCUGCAGAGAGAGGUGGAUGACUUCUACACCAGACAUGACGCGCCAGACUACACCAACGUCCAGGAGCUGAAGUAUUUGGACAUGGUGAUCUGUGAAGCCCUGCGCCUCUACCCUCCAGGAUUCAGGUUUGCUCGAGACGUGGACCAGGACUGCGUGGUGAAUGGACAGUUCCUCCCCAAAGGAGCAACCCUGGAGAUCCCAGCCGGAUUCCUCCACUACGACCCCGAACACUGGCCCGAACCUGACAAGUUCAUCCCGGAGAGGUUCACCCCAGAGGCCAAGGCUAACCGACACCCGUUUGUCUACCUGCCGUUUGGGGCCGGGCCAAGGAGCUGUGUGGGAAUGCGAUUGGCCCAGUUGGAGAUUAAAAUGUCGCUGGUCCAUGUCUUCAGGCGAUUCAACAUUGUGGCGUGCCCUGACACCAAGGUUCCUCUGGAACUGAAGUCAUUCACCACUCUUGGACCCAAGAACGGCAUCUACGUGAAGAUCACCAGGAGAGACACUGACGUCGUGGCAGUGACUCCCUCACCGGAAGCAUAGCACACCAGCACACAUAUAGCAAUAACUAUGCAAAUAAUGUAGAUAUGACAUAACGUGUUAUUUAAUUUGAGAUUUAAAAGAAGUUUAAAGUGCCUAGUGUUGUCCCCUGAGGGACUGCACUAGUGGGAAGCUCUAUAAGAGAACAGCUCCAUCGUUCCUGGAGGGCCUGGCAGGAGACAUGAUCACGAGAGGUCAUCCAAAGACAGCGUGCCUUUUUAAUCAGGCAGACAGAGGUCAAGCCCUCCCCCAAGGACCCUGUCAGCUCCACUGACAACAAUAGCGAUUCUGCUCAAUUGGAAAUAGAAAAUAAUCAGAAUGGGAGGAACUGGGAUGGGAAUGGAGAGAUAAUGAGAUUAGUGUUGUUUAUACAUACACACAGUAUUACUUUUGGAUCUUGCUUGGCUUUUCAGAGGCCGUACACUUGUGUCGCUCCCCGUCUCCAUAACAACAUCUGUGUUUCUAAAGAUGCCUACAAGCAUGAUAGCAACUGUCAGAUUUGAAGCUGACCCACUACAUGAAGGGGUUAUUACAACCUCCCUCCUCUGCUGAUAGUGUACCUAUACCGGUUAAGAGCUCUGAAGGUUACUGAAUAUAAUGUUGGAAGCUUGACUGUAUAUACUUUGUUGACAACAAAUGAUGGUAGUUUAAAAAAUGAAAUUUGUUUAACACAUUUUUGUUUAAUUAAUUUGCUCUAUGAGUUGCAUAUUACAUAUAAAUCUGUGAUGUGUUUGGGGAAAGUUCACUUUUUUGCCUGCGGAUGGUGGUACUAAUCCUAGUUCAAUAGUUCAAUGAAAUGAUCACAAGAUGAUGACAUUUUAAGAAAAUGUAACGUGUCUUGUGGUUAUGAAUCUUGAAAUCAAUGAAAAGUGAAGCACCCAUGUUUGGUUUAAUACUAUAUAUUUAAUGUGGUCUAUUUUAUCACAAAAUUGACUCGCACAAACAUAUAGAUGAACAACGU